Molecule: messenger RNA, 657 nt
Organism: Rotaria sordida
Lineage: Eukaryota; Metazoa; Rotifera; Eurotatoria; Philodinida; Philodinidae
Source: the annotation of a GenBank genome assembly
AUGGAUUAUCUUCCUUUUUUAUUAAAACGAUACAAUCUUGAUCUUCAACCUAGUAAUUCUGAGUAUAUCAAUAUUGAAUCUGCCAAAUCUGUUCUAUAUUCAGGUGCUCAUAUUGCUACUUCAAAUCCUUAUGAACAUUAUCAUCAUGGUAUUGUUGUCGAUACGAACACACCUGAUAUAUCCAUUAUUCAUUUAUGGGGUCCUGAUAAAGAAUCGGGCCGUGUUCAAACUACUACUCUGCCAAUAUUUCUUGCUGGUGGUAUUCAUAAUCUAGGCAAGAAAACACGUCAUCUUUAUUUAAUCAAUUAUGAUAAUGAUACUUUCGAAAAACAACAAGAAACAGUUAAAGUAGCAAAAGAAAUGCUUGAAAAAGCUGAUGAUAUUAUAUAUGACAUAGCUACUUUAAAUUGUGAAAGUUUUGCUUGUUUUUGUCGAACAGGAAAAUGGGAUAGUGAACAAACCGAAAGAAUCAAAAAAUUAUUCGUACAAAAAGGUUUAGACAUUUAUGAACAAUUGCAAAAUGCUAAUACAAAAAAUAGAAAGCAAAUUUAUUCAUUAUUACAAACCAUUCCACCGAAUACUUUAAAUCAAGCAGAAGAAUUAUUGUAUAAUCAACUUUGUCAACAUCAUGAUAAUGAAUCAUUCGAACAAGAAUAA